CCAUGAUCCACCUCGUCCUUCGUCCUUUCGGUCCUCUCGCUUCUCCUGCUUAACAUUUGAAUUGGACCCCGUCGAUCCUAAUGAUUAUGAUCCUGCGGUACAAGGCACGAGAGGGGACUUGUCAUGGACUUCCCCAAUCAUUAAGUCGCCCUCGUCGGCCUCCCGCCCCAAGGACGAGUCAGACUGCUUGACAUCGACACUUUUGCGAUCCACAUGCAUGCACAGGCAUCAUGGACUUCCACAGGCAUAUCCAGCAUGAGAGAACAGUCCGAUCGUGCACCCCCUCUUUUAAAUACCAUUGUUGUGGGUAUGAGCGUGUCAGGCCUGUGAUGAUCGAUUGUUACAUUCAAGUAGCUGACCUUCGUCCUCUGCUCUCUACCCUACACAGUUCGAUUGUUGAUAUUCUUCUCAAUAUCGUCUCUUUGACUGCUAUUGACGGUGCGACCUAUCCAUCAUGUCUGAUCCCUCCCCAACCUUCGAUAUUCCCAAAGAGUGCUGGGCCGGUGUUGUAAAAAAUGAAGGACCCGACUUCUACGUCGAAGUCGAGAAGAUCCCAGUGCCUAAGAUUGGCCCCCAGGACGUCCUCAUCAAAUUGAACGCGACCGGCCUCUGUCUCAGUGACAUCCACUACAUGCUCAACGACUGGGCCAUGCCCACGAUGUCCCACUUCGGCACCAAAUGUGCCGGCCACGAGGGCGCAGGCGUCAUCGUCCAAGUCGGCGACCAGGUCAAGAACUUGAAAGUCGGACAACGGGCUGGGUUUAAACCCAUUCAAGAUGUCUGCCAUUCUUGCGAGUAUUGCAGGACAGGCAGGGAGACAUACUGCACCAAGGCAGUUUUGACGGGGAUUCACUGUGAUGGAACGUACAAGCAAUAUGUUGUUUCGCCGGAGAGCUAUACAACUCUGAUACCUGACGGCGUGUCUGACUACAUCGCCGGCCCCGUGAUGUGCUCCGCCUCGACGAUCUACUCAUCUCUCAAGGAGUCCGAGUUGAAACCAGGGCAAUGGGCCGUUUUCCCCGGCGGCGGUGGUGGCGUGGGUAUCCAGGGCGUCCAACUUGCUGCGGCCAUGGGUCUGCGACCGAUUGUGGUCGAUACCGGCGACGAUCGGCGGAAGCUCGCCCUUAGUCUGGGGGCGGAGGAAUUCGUCGAUUUCAAGGAAGAAGGUGACCCGGUAAAGAAAGUGGUCGAACUGACAGACGGUGGAGCGCAUGGUGUUUUUGUCACGGCUGUGCAAUCAUACCCGAUCUCGCUAGGCUAUCUAGGAAUGAGAGCUGGAGCAAAGGUCAUGUGCAUCGGUAUUCCACCCGCCGGCAAAUACCACAUCGACCUGGACCCUACAGCUCUGGUUUUCCGUGGACAACAACUCCGGGGUACUCUGGUCAGCAGUAUGGCUGAUGUCGAUGAGACGUUGGACUUUGCGAGACGGGGCAAACUCCAUCUCGAACCCACAGUUGUCGGCCUGAGCAAGUUCAACGAAGCGGUGCAGAAGCUGAAGAAUGGACAGGUUGCUGGGCGCAUGGUUGUGGAUUUUAACAUACCGUGAUGAGGAGGGAUGAGAUGAAGCCAGGUCAAUAGCCAUGAGGCAAAUGAUAACUGGACGAGUUGCAGGAAAACAUUUCGGCAUCACCUAUUGGCUUGAGAAAGAGGUGAUCCUGAUGAGUAUGGCAGCUGACCACGGAGUACCAUCCAUACUGUAACGCCACUCGUAUAUUCGCCGCGUAUCCCCUCGUCGUCGUCAACGUCUAGCAAUGUCCACCAGCAGAUCUCCAAGGAGAUGGAAG
Exophiala xenobiotica is the source of this 1784-nucleotide messenger RNA. RefSeq lists its product as uncharacterized. NCBI's taxonomy places the organism in Eukaryota, Fungi, Ascomycota, Eurotiomycetes, Chaetothyriales, Herpotrichiellaceae. Gene Ontology annotation, molecular function: zinc ion binding; oxidoreductase activity. Bases 455 to 1546 code for a protein of 363 amino acids. The transcript has 10 exons. The record is from RefSeq and is a predicted model, not a curated record.